AUGUUAAAGACGAUUGAAGGGAACUACACAUUUGCACCAAUACAACAGAAAGAGUACAUUAUGAGAGAGCAGUUACGCCAGAUACAAAGAACCCUAGAUAUAGCCAAGUCAGAUGAUCUAUUAUUUCGAACUGUAGCAUUAAUUGUAUUCUAUAGUCUGGCAUGUUUGGGUGAACUCCUUCUAUGCUCGCAGUUAAGUAAGACAAAAAUUUCUAUAGUGCAAGCAUUGCAAUUUGACCACGUAGGCGAUGCGACAUUCGCAACUAUCCAAUUAUCAAGAACUAAGAACCACAAAACAAUUGAACCCAAAUAUAUCCGAACUCAUCCAGCCACAGUUGGCGGUGGUUCUGACAAAA
Ambispora leptoticha is the source of this 355-nucleotide messenger RNA. Lineage: Eukaryota; Fungi; Glomeromycota; Glomeromycetes; Archaeosporales; Ambisporaceae. The record is from the annotation of a GenBank genome assembly.